Molecule: messenger RNA, 1483 nt
Organism: Aaosphaeria arxii CBS 175.79
Lineage: Eukaryota; Fungi; Ascomycota; Dothideomycetes; Pleosporales
Exons: 4
Coding region: 191-1150 (319 amino acids)
Source: RefSeq, a predicted model, not a curated record
CCCAUCCCAACCUCCUUCAUCAAUUUCUCCAUCCAGUUAGUGAUCUAAUUACCCUACAGCUUCAUCUUCUGCCCUCAUGAUCUAACCAAGCUAAUCCGAUGGAUUAUUUACCGGGCUGAUCUAUGGACCGACCUGUCAAGCGAACCUCACAGCGCAGGAGUCGGGUGCGCCUCGUUGCACCCAAUCACUGAUGGGGAGCACAACAACUCAAAAUGAUCCCUUAGCUAGGAUUUCUCAGUACUCAUUCCAGGUCGUAACUUGGACGCUCUGUGGAUUUGCAGUGCUCUUUCUGGCGUCUCGAGUCGCCAUUCGGUUGUCUACCAAAGGGAAACUUAUGAUGAAUGACUACUUUCUUCUGGUAUCCUUACCAGCUCUCUAUGCGGGAGCUGCUUUAUUGCAGUCAUCUCUUGAUGGCCUCUACGCCGAGAAGGGACAUGCCGGGCCACCCACUAUUGCGCCUCGUCUUACUGCUGCCAUUGACUUGCUUUGGAUUUCGAUCUAUUUCGUCAAAUUUUGCUUCCUAGCACAGUUCAAGUUCCAUAAACCUCCAUAUGCAUAUAUAUCUGACUCUUUGACUCGUCAUUACUGGAUAGUCAUGGGUAUAUGUGUAGCAGCUGGCUUAUUCACAUUUGUGCAGCCCAUCGUACUCUGCCAUACAAUUGAUAGCUGUCGAUAUUUUGAAGGACACAGUACAGUGCCAUGGGAAAUAGCGUCGAAUACUUUGGAUAUUGCCACGGACCUGUUAGUGAUUUCCAUACCUAUUGCUUUAGUCCAAAUGGCGAACUACACGCGCAUCAACACCAUUAUCAAUGCGUCCUUCAAAAGCCUCUCGGUGUUUUCCAUCGCUAUAGCGUCAACGCGUCUUGCUCUAUCAUAUGACCGCCGAACGCAUCGCAUUCGGUAUAGUGACAUAGCAUUUUGGCUUGUUGUGGAGGCGGCUGUUGCGUUAAUCAUGGCCGGCAUUUCAAGUUAUCGCACCCUGGUCAUUGACUGGGUCACCGAGCAUCGGCGAGGUCGCACCACAAAGAGCGCUCAUCCUUUUCAAAGGUCACAUGAACCUUGGAUUAAGGUUGGCACGAGGGACCAGGUGGGCGGAUCUGAUCUGCAUAGAGAUCGUGGCUCUGAACUCUCCGUGUUGAAUCGUGCCUGACUCGAGUCCGACAAGCAUUAGGUGUAGAAAUGAACAUAACCAGAUCUACGAUCGUGAGACGGACAACGAGAGGUGGGGGUGGAACUUUCCGAGAAAACUGUCACGCGCACGAGCCGAGCAUAGAUGCAAUACAUGUUCCCAUACGAUGUGUAUUCGAUCCGCAGAACUUUAAUGAGCUCCUGUCCUCCGAAGAAUUUCGCAAGGUUCGUGCGUAGUAUAUCCACCUAGAUACUUCAUCAACUAGGCAGAUAAUGUACUCUUUAUGUGGAACCUAAUGUCCUGUCACUUCUGUCUGUAGCUAGCUUUGGUUAAAGAAGCUUUGCUCAAUGCUCA